Messenger RNA from Alosa alosa (allis shad), 4845 nucleotides. It is a transcript of the gene rabl6b, whose product is annotated as RAB, member RAS oncogene family-like 6b. NCBI's taxonomy places the organism in Eukaryota, Metazoa, Chordata, Actinopteri, Clupeiformes, Clupeidae. Bases 412 to 2769 code for a protein of 785 amino acids. The record is from RefSeq and is a predicted model, not a curated record. The transcript is spliced from 17 exons. Gene Ontology annotation, molecular function: GTP binding. Gene Ontology annotation, cellular component: cytosol; nucleus.
UGCAGUAAACGGAGCACGAACCCAGGAAGAGAGAAAAAUGGUUGCUGAUGUUGAGGAAUGAUGAAAAAUCAGUCUCGAGGUCAAGAUUAAAUUUAUUGGAAUGGACUCACGUUUUCUCACGCUAAUGCUUUGCUGUGGUGCAUUGCUGGCAUUACUAAUGAAAGCAGAUAGACAAACAUGAUUUGGAACGCAGAAGACAGUUGACUUCAAGUUCAAUGAUAUGACCAUCUACAUGCCUAACAUCCAAAACAAACAUUACACUAUGGAGCACUACGUUUUGUCACUCCAAUUUUGCUGUGGGGAAAUGUACUGAUUCACAAUGUUUUACACAGUGACAGUCAUUUGUUGAUAACCAAACAAACCCUAUUCUCACAAUACCAAAGUGUGUGCUUCAGUUAGUCCUCCAUCAAAAUGUUUUCUGCACUGAAGAAGUUGGUUGGCUCCGAGCCUGUGCCACCAAAAGACAAGAACAUCCCUGCAGGUCUUCAGUCAAUGAACCAAAGCUUACAAAGGCGCUUUGCAAAGGGUGUUCAGUACAACAUGAAAAUUGUUAUUCGUGGAGACAGAAACACUGGGAAGAGCACCUUGUGGCAACGACUUCAGGGACAGAAGUUUGUGGAGGAGUACAUCCCUACUCAGGAGAUCCAGGUCACUAGCAUCCACUGGAGUUACAAAACAACUGAUGACGUGGUCAAGGUGGAAGUGUGGGAUGUGGUGGAUAAAGGCCAAAAAUAUCCUCUUCCUGAAGGUGUAGGAAAAGGAAAAAAGAAAGGUGAUAACCUGAAAUUAGAGAAUGAACCACAAGAGCAAUCAGACAAAGAAGUGGCUUUGGACGCAGAAUUUCUGGAUGUUUACAAGAACUGCAAUGGAGUGAUCAUGAUGUUUGACAUCACCAAACAAUGGACGUACAACUACAUUUUACGAGAGCUACCGAAAGUGCCCAACCACGUGCCGGUGUGUGUCCUCGGCAACCACCGUGACAUGGGUGAACACCGCGUCGUUCUGCCGGACGACAUCCGCAAUUUCAUAGCGGACCUUAACAGGCCACUGGGCUCAUCUUACAUUCACUACGCCGAGUCCUCCAUGAAGAAUGGAUUUGGCCUCAAAUAUCUACACAGAUUUUUCAACAUUCCUUUCUUACAACUACAGAGGGAGACUUUGUUGCGGCAGCUCGAGACCAAUCAGCUGGACAUUGACGCUACGCUGGAGGAGCUGUGUGUGCAGCAGGAGACGGAGGACCAGAACUACGAGAUCUUCCUGGAGAUGAUGGACUCUCGCGGUAAAGGGUACAGCUCCCCUGGCCGUGCCAAUGGACAGAGCCCGUCCUCAGGGUCCCAGUCCCCCGUCGUCCCCCCCAGCAGGGACUCCACGGACAGCUCCAGCCCCGGCACUCCGCAGCCCCCCGUCCCGGCCCAGGCGCAGCAAUCUCCCCCGACCUCCUCUCCGUCCUCCCCACCCGAGCCCUCCAGCGCAGCGGCGUCACCACCUCCUCCGGCCGACCUCCAGUCUCCUGAGCGGCCAGCGCCCGCCCCCUCCCCUUCCUCCUCCUCCUCCUCCUCCACAGCACCUGUUGCACCCGUGGCCGCCCCACCCCAGAAGCGUGGCAUCAUAUCCCGGCUGUUUGGAUCGUCCCCCGCCCCGGAACCCCCUGCUGCCAAGCCAGAGCCUCCUGCUCCAGUGUGUCCAGAGAAGGUUCAUAAUGUGGAUGACUUUGUGCCAGAUGAGGGGCUGGACCGGAGCUUUCUGGAGGAAAGCAUCCCACCCAAAGCCAGUGUGGCUCCCCCACCCUCGGCUCCACUGGACAGUGACAGUGAUGGAGAAGGCCAAGGGGGAAACCCAAUGGUGGCGGAGUUUCAGGACGACCUCGACCUUGAUGACAAGGAGGCUUCACUCCCACUCCCAAGCGUUUCAAUCCCUAGCAAAGACCUCACAUUAUCUAGUGACGAGGACGAAUCGCAGCCCAAAGUCACCGUUGCUUUGGACGAGGAUCUGGAACCAGAGCUCCAAAAUCCCCUAGAGGACUUGAGUUCGCUGAUUCUGCACAGCCAGAGCACAGCUCCGGAGGCGAUGCCUACCCUCGCCACCCACGCUGAGCAGAUUGAGAUGGAUAGUCAGGCCCCCGAGCCGGCAAUCCUUAUGCCAUCCUCCGCAGCAGUGUUGGCGCAGCCAGCCAAUCAGAGCAAGAGGAGGGUGGAGAAAGAAGCGUACGCUCUGGCCGAGUCCUCAGACACAGACGGGGACGCUCCUGUGGCCAAACAGAUGCUGUCCUAUGUCAUGGAUGAUCCGGACUUUGAAAGCGAGGAGUCUGACACACAGAAAGCAGCGAAGGAGUCAUUUCCCGUCAGGAAUGACCUCUCUGAACUUUCCGAUGAUGAUUUCAUUCCCUCUAAAAUGCCUGAGCCCAUGAAACCCACAGCGCUGUCUUUCAAAACCAAGAACGAGAAUGACCUCUUUGGUUUAGGAUUUGUGGAAAAAGCAACCAAAACCAAAGACAGCAGUGAUGAGCAAGAUGUGAAAGAAAGAAAGCAUUCCACCAAAGAGAAGAAGAAAAAGAAGAAGAAAAGCAAAGAGGAGGAGGAUAAAUCCAGCAAGAAGAAGCAGAAGCACAAGAAGAAAGAGAAAGAUGAAGCCGGAACAGGAGACGAGAAAGACAAGAAGAAGAAAAAGUCUCGGCCCAAGAAAAGCGGCAACUUGGACGACCUGGAGUCCUUCCUGGCAGGAGGCGAGGAGUCCACGAAGAGAGAUGAGUGCGACUAUGAGGAGCUGUAGAAGCCCAUCCACUAUGGUGAGAUGAUUAGGAGAUUGCACCACGUUUGGGUCAUCCAAUCCACGACGAAGGGGGAGAGGGGACUGCCUCCCCCCUUCAUCUUGAGAUCUGUGGCACAGCACUGGUCUGUCUUGUACGGUGGCUCUACCAAUGCCACUGAGCCACAACAAAGUGCAGAUGAGACUCCCAGCUCCCUACUCGGGUACAGAUUGCAAUAAGUACAGAUGCUACUGAAAGAUACUAUGUUUUAUCCUGGCUAACUAUCCUGGCUACUUUUUUUAUACUAGAAACCGGAAUUGCUGAGUUUUCUAUGCUGGUACUCUUCCCACUUUAAGACACACCACUCCAUCUUUAAGUUUGGUCUUGUUGUUGUAGGCUGUGCUGUAAUGCAUGCCUAAUGCUAAUUGCCUUAUAUAUUUUUUCUUGUUUUGCUGUUAGUGUAGAUAUGCAUUUUGUAUGAAUGUAAGAGUUGUCCAUUUUUUCCUGGCUAUGUGUAUAUUUGUUGUAAAGCGAUGAUAUGACUCCAUAUUGAUUUUUUUUUCUCUGACAUUAGAUGGUAAACAGUAGUAUGCAGCCUGUUUGAAUAAUGCCUUUAAGAAAAUCACAGCAAAAAAUGCAUGUUCAGGCUUUCUCCAUUUUGAAGUGGUCUUAUUGUAAUAUAUAUUAUCAUGUAAAGUUAAUUAAUUGUUAUUGUGUUAUAGCAGUAUUUCACACGACACCUUGUGGUCUUAAGUCAGUCUGUUGAACAACUUCAUGAAAUUUGGCGGCUUACAUUUUUCAGUGAAUACAGGUCCGACUUGUUAGAUGCCAUUGUACUUACUGGCUAAUGGGUAUAGUAGGAUAAUUGGGCUACUGAAUUUACAUACAGACUUUUAAAUUAUAAUUAGACAAUAAAGCAAGAAUACUGUACAUUUGAAAGUUAUUUUGUUUUUAUUUUAAAGAGCCAAUCAAUUUGGCAGUCUACUGUAGCCUUCAGGUAAAGAUUUGAUAGAAGUCAGCUCUGGUUGUUGAAAUACCACCACAGGGUAUGUUGUGGAUGGUUUCAUUUUGUAUACAAAGUUAUCCUUCUAUCUUAUUCCAUACAGUAGUUUGGGAAUAGGGAAAAAUAUGUUCCUUAACUCUAGCUAACUUCAACUUGUAGUGUACCCUGACAAAAGCGCAAGUUAGAUUUGUAUCACAUAUUUUUGUCAGGUAUUUCUGAUAUGUGCUUUUUCUUGCUGUGUUUAUGCACCAUUGUCUCUUGCCAAGAGAUUGCAUAAACCCAAUCUAUCACUACGGAUCUCACUACUUGCAGGCAAGCUUUUGUGACUGACCUGUGUGGGCAGUGCAGGCUGUGUGUGUUUUGACUGCAAAGGAGCAGCAGGGGUUGUACCACUCAGACUCUUAAACUCAAGGAUGGCCUCAAGGAUCUCCAUCUUGGUCAAACUGUUAUACAUAUACUACAUACCGAGUGAGUCUUUCGCCAUGAAACCGCAUCACCUGUGCCCACGGGGCUGUCUAAUCAUGAACUGUCUGCUUCAUGUCUCUUUGUCUUUUGCUAUUUUUUUUUUUUUUUACCUGUGUUCCGUUCUGUGUGUGACUGAAAUGUAGAGAUUAUUGGUGUCCCAAGUUGUCCUCCAAAAAAUGGUGACUCCGUUGCAUGCCUAAUUGUCAUGUAUGUCGUGUUGCCCCCAACAAAUACAGUGACGAGAGACGCACUUGUUAACAGCAAGCACAUGGCUGGCUUAUGAAGACAACCAUCUCAGCUCUUCACAAUAGACCUCAACUCUUUUAGAACACCAACAGAUGGCAAUAGUCUCAAGUACUUUGACCUACUCUCGUUUCCUCUAUUUUGAAGCUAUGCAUCAACCUAAAUGACAGUAAGCAUUUGUACUAUUUCCUCUGAACGCCACUAAAUGUCCAUUUGGAAGAAUUAAUGCACUAUCCUCCUCUGUGAGUCCUAUAUUCACAACAGAGACGGGGCAAAUCCUUGGAAUUUAAGCCUAAAUUAAUGUUUAUUCAAUAUCAAGAAAAUCGGUCAUCAGUACAUGUGUAUGCACUUGUGAAAUAAAUGCCAGCACAUUUUUUUACAGUCAAAA